CUGCAGGAAGUCAAAAUGAGAUGGCGAGUACGGGGACAGACGGUCGCGCGAAGCCGCUCGCCUGCAGCGCAGACUCUGAGGACCGGUGUCGGCAGCGAGGAGAGCCUGCGCCCCGAGCCAGCGCACCAUCACUGCUUCAGACAGCGCUUCUGGACAGUCAGCAUCAAUGAAUCACCGAGACUCAGGAUGAGCUCCCACAAUGCAUCCUGCUCGGCGGAGGUGCCUCCCGCCAACUGCUCCCUCGUCUGCUUGUAUAACAUGACUGAAUGGGAGAACCAAAUGGAGCAACUGUAUGCCUACUUUUACCUAAUCAUCUUUAUCCCUGGGUUGCUGGGCAACAGCCUGGCGCUCUGGAUUCUCUGCCGGUUCAUCAGGAAGAAGACAAAGGCCAUCAUCUUCAUGAUCAAUCUGGCAGUGGCCGACCUCACACACGUCCUGUCGCUGACCUUGCGGAUCCACUACUACUGGACACACUCCUGGCUCUUUGGCCAGGGGCUCUGCCUGUUCUGCUUCUACCUGAAGUACCUCAAUAUGUAUGCCAGCAUCGUCUUCCUCACCUGCAUCAGCAUCCAGCGCUACGUCUUCCUGGAAUACCCCUUCUGUGCCAAGAAGUGGAAGCGGCGCUACGACGUGCGCAUCAGCGCCGCCGUGUGGCUGGUGGUGGGACUGUGCUGCUCGCCCUUCAUCCUCAUGCGCAGCAGGCGCAGCGACAGCGACACCGGCUCCAGCGCCAGCUGCUUCAAGGACCUGCCCAUGCGGAAGAUCUCGCUGCGACUCACUGUGCCCAUGGUGACCUUUGCCGAGCUGUUGGGCUUCGUGGGGCCCCUGGCCGUCGUGGCCUUCUGCUCAGUGCGCAUCAUGAGCUCGCUGCGGCGCGUCAGCGUGGGUCCGCAUGCCGCCGACACCAAGAAGGCGCUUCGCAUGGUGCGUGUCUGCGCCUUCGUCUUCCUCUUCUGCUUCGCCCCCUACCACAUUAACUUCCUGUUUUACAUGCUGACAAAGCAGGGGGUCAUCUCCAGCUGCCCUCUGGUGCAGCUCGUGAACCGAUUCCACCCCAUCUCCCUCUGCAUCGCCAGCCUCAACUGCUGCCUCAACCCAAUUAUCUACUACUUUCUCACUACGGAGUUCAAGCAGCAGCUUUCCCGACAGGGCAGCUCCAUUCUCCGCGGCCGCCUCAUGAGCCUGGAGAGUACCUCCUCCUUCUAGAGGAUGCCAGAGAGGAGGCAGCGUCAACCAGGAAGAACGCUCGCUGGUUCAGACUGGGGAAAAAAAAAAAAAAAAAAAACCGCUUGCAGGCAAAGCUUUGACUGUAUCUGGCUCUAGGGGGAGCUAGUGAGAGUGAUUCUAAAACUGGGCGGGGUCCCGGCGUGGACCUGUGUGCCUUGCAGAAUCUGCCCCACCCCCCGCGGUAGCUUCUGCCGUCUGUCGCUUCACAUGCACACCCUUACAGUACAGCAGGGGGAUUCUAGGGUCUUACCCUUGUGGGGGGGGUGGGAAGGGGUUGGGGGGCCCCUGGAGAACUACGAGACAUCACCUCCCUCCCCCAAGAAGUUUUCCAAGCCGGGGGUAUGAAACAUAUAAGAAAAUCUGGGACAAAAUCGCUAAAUGGAUUUAAAAAGUAUAUAUUUUUCAGGGGGGCUAAGACAAAACAAAUAAAUAGGAUGUAGAACCACUUAUGUGGUAUGUGGUACACCCACUCAAAAAAAGCUGUUUUGCACAGCUGUUUUUGUUCUUUUGGGGGCAUUCCUCUUAAUCACUUAAUUAACAUAAUUAUUUCCCUCUAAUGAAGUUUCCUCUUAGAUUUCUCACAUCAGAAGAAAUAAACUGAUUAACUAGUGUUUAAGUAAUUCCUAACUGAGCCACUGAAUCCAGGGACAUAAGCUCAUCCAGAAAGGUCCACAGAUCCAGGAAAUAAAUUCUGUAAGGUAGACUACAAAUACACUUAAUAGACGUUAAGUCUAUUAACAUGUAAUGCAAUUUAAAGGGUGAACGAAGAAUGAAGUCAGUUUUCUUUAAAAAGAAACACCGUGAAAAUGGAGUUUACUCUGUUUCGGUUGAUUGAUUUUAUGGAUAUGAAGGUUAAGCGAAGUAAGUCCCUAUGAUACGAUAAUUUCGGUGUUAGGGAACAAGGAAGUGUAUUAAUAGUGUGUUAUGAGGAUAGUAGUCAAUAAUAAAAUAUGAGAAGGAAUAUUCUUUUAAAAACUGCACACACUCCUUUAGGCACAGAUCCGCAGAAAAUGCAGACUAGUAGGUCUAUAUUUUUCAUUAAUAAGUAUUUGCUCUCUGUUGCUGAAUGGCGUACGCGUCCUUUGUAAGUAGUGACGGUGUCCUCACACUAAAAGUGCGAUCGCAGCGGAUCAUGAACGGGACACAUCGGCUGCGGGAGGCUGACUGCUGACGCGUGGUGUCGCGCAGCUAGGCUUCGCCACCUGUGACGGGAAUCCGUACGUAACACGGCACCACGCUGUGCGAAAUAUUUCUGCGCCAAGUAUUUGAGUUUAGCUGCUGUCCUGUUUUACUUUAAAAGGGCACAAUCUGAACCUAGAUACUCUUUCCGUGGCAGAAAAAGUGUUUUGCAAAAUGUAUGUUAAGAUCUAGGUCUGCGUUCGGGGGUAAACCGCAAAACCGAUCUUGUCAUUUAUGUUACAUUUUCCGUUCUACUUUAAGCUACUUUAGUUUUAUAUGAACUUUUUAAGCAUUAGCUUACGGGCCAAAUAAAAUGCUUUUGAACGCAAA
Messenger RNA from Brienomyrus brachyistius, 2736 nucleotides. It is a transcript of the gene p2ry10, whose product is annotated as P2Y receptor family member 10. The record is from RefSeq and is a predicted model, not a curated record. The transcript is spliced from 4 exons. Gene Ontology annotation, biological process: positive regulation of Rho protein signal transduction; phospholipase C-activating G protein-coupled receptor signaling pathway. NCBI's taxonomy places the organism in Eukaryota, Metazoa, Chordata, Actinopteri, Osteoglossiformes, Mormyridae. Gene Ontology annotation, cellular component: membrane. The coding region runs from base 16 to 1206 and encodes 396 amino acids. Gene Ontology annotation, molecular function: G protein-coupled receptor activity.